CAGGGAUGUCCCAAGUACUUUAACCUUUUUAUUUUCUUUUCUCUGUCCGUCCUUUUUCGCCCUUAGUUCUGUCCUUCAAAACCCUAAACCCUCUUCAUUUCUUUUCUCUACUCUUUCGGUUCUUUCUUCUUUCUUGGUUUUUUUUUUUCAUUUUUUUAAACAAUGUCUAUUAACAACAGUAAAACAGAAGUAAAGAGGUUGUUUAUAGGGGCUGGUUGCAACAGAAUAGUGAACAACGUUUCAUGGGGUGCUUCUGAUUUGGUCUCCUUUGGUGCCCAAAACGCCGUUGUUAUUUUCUGUCCCAAGUCUGCUCAGAUCUUGACUACACUUCCGGGUCAUAAGGCAGUUGUUAAUUGCACUCAUUGGCUUCCAAGUAAUAAGUUUGCAUUCAAAGCUAAACAAUUAGAGCGGCAUUAUCUACUAUCUGGAGAUGCUGAUGGUGUUAUUAUCCUAUGGGAACUUUCUCUUGCUGACAAUAAGUGGAGGCAUGUUUUACAAUUGCCAAAAUCACAUAAGAAGGGCGUAACAUGCAUUACUGGAUUUAUGGUUUCUCAAACUGAUGCAAUAUUUGCUACAUCUUCUUCUGAUGGCACCGUUUUCAUAUGGGAUGUUGUGUUUCCAACUUCUUCUGGCUGUGAAUGUAAAUUAUCAUGUCUGGAAACUCUAGUUGUUGGCUCAAGACCAAUGGUAACACUUUCACUUGUGCAACUGCCUGGAAAUACGGGGCUUAUAGCCCUGGCAAUGGGAGGAUUGGAUAACAAGAUUUAUCUUUAUUGUGGGGAGAGGACCGGAAAGUUCGUACGCGCAUGUGAACUAAAAGGGCAUACGGAUUGGAUCAGGAGUUUAGACUUCUCGUUACCUAUAUUCAGUGGUGAAGUCGAUAGUGUUCUACUUGUAAGUUCAUCUCAGGACAAAGGUAUACGCAUAUGGAAGUUGACUCUCCGAGGUUCUCUAGCCAAUAUAGAGGGUACAUAUAAAAGAGGUGAAAUAGGUCUGGCAUCUUACAUUGAAGGUCCUGUUUUUGUCGCUGGCUCAUUCUCUUACCAAAUAUCUUUGGAAUCUCUUCUGAUUGGACAUGAGGAUUGGGUAUAUUCGGUACAGUGGCAACCACCUUCACUGGCAGCUGAGGAAGAUAUUGGCUUCUAUCAACCCCAAAGCAUUUUGUCUGCAUCAAUGGAUAAGACUAUGAUGAUCUGGCAACCUGAGAGGAAAACUGGUAUUUGGAUGAAUGUGGUCACUGUUGGGGAAUUAAGUCAUUGUGCUUUAGGCUUUUAUGGUGGUCAUUGGAGCCCAGAUGCACGUUCUAUCUUGGCACACGGGUAUGGUGGCUCAUUCCAUAUGUGGAAAAAUAUUGGUGUUAGCUCAGAUAAUUGGCAACCACAGAAAGUACCUUCUGGGCAUUUUGCAGCAGUGACAGAUAUUGCUUGGGCAAGGUGUGGUGAGUACCUGCUGUCAGUAAGUCAUGAUCAGACAACUCGUAUUUUUGCUUCAUGGCACAAUCGAGAUCCUCAGAGUGAUGGGGACUCCUGGAAUGAAAUUGCCCGACCUCAAGUACAUGGGCAUGAUAUUAAUUGUGCAACUGUCAUUCAAGGAAAAGGGAACCAUCGUUUUGUCAGUGGAGCAGAGGAGAAAGUUGCCAGAGUGUUUGAAGCCCCUUUAUCCUUCUUAAAGACACUGCAUUAUGCUACGUCAGAACAGUCAAGUUUUCCUGAAGAUGGCCAAGCAGAUGUUCAGGUCUUGGGUGCCAAUAUGUCUGCUCUUGGUCUAUCACAGAAACCUAUAUAUGUAAAUGCAACUCAUGAGAUCCAAGAGAAUCUUGGAAAUGAUGGUCUUGACACUCUUGAAUCUGUUCCUGAUGCUGUUCCAGUCGCUUUAACUGAACCUCCUAUUGAGGAUCAACUUGCAUGGCAUACACUAUGGCCAGAAUCACACAAACUCUAUGGACAUGGAAAUGAACUGUUUUCCUUAUGCUGUGAUCAUGAGGGAAAGCUUGUUGCUUCAUCAUGUAAGGCCCAAUCAGCAACAGUAGCAGAAAUAUGGUUAUGGCAAGUGGGUUCAUGGAAAGCUGUUGGUCGCUUGCAGUCUCACAGCUUAACAGUCACGCAGAUGGAGUUCUCUCAUGAUGACAACCUUCUUUUGGCAGUCUCAAGGGAUCGCCAGUUCUCCAUUUUCAAAAUCAAUAGAGCAGGCAAUGAUGAAAUUGAUUACAAGCUUGUAGCUCGGCAGGAGGCUCAUAAAAGAAUAAUAUGGGCAUGUUCGUGGAACCCUUUUGGUCAUGAAUUUGUGACAGGUUCUAGGGACAAGACAGUGAAGAUCUGGGGUGUGGAGAAAACAUCUUCGGUUAAGCCACUUUUAACUUUACCGCAGUUCGACAGUAGUGUCACUGCCCUGUCUUGGGUUGGUCUUGACCGACAAAGAAAUGAUGGGCUUCUUGCAGUGGGAAUGGAGAGUGGACUCCUUCAAAUUUGGAGCCUUCAUGUUGAAAGAAGUGAUGAUAGCAUUCCAACACCAGGUGUGGCCACUGCUCAGAUCAUACGGCUUGAUCCUUUCAUGUGUCAUGUUUCUGCAGUUAACCGUUUGGCGUGGAAGAACCCUGAGAACAAUGAAAAUAGCGCAAACCUGCAGCUUGCUUCUUGCGGAGCUGAUCAUUGUGUGAGGUUGUAUGAGGUAAUCGUUCACUAAUCUGAUUAACUACGGUGUACCAUAACCAUUUUUUUCCCCUCAAAUAAAAUACAACUCGUUUUCCUUGGA
Gossypium arboreum is the source of this 2751-nucleotide messenger RNA. Its product is annotated as elongator complex protein 2. The record is from RefSeq and is a predicted model, not a curated record. Gene Ontology annotation, biological process: tRNA wobble uridine modification. Lineage: Eukaryota; Viridiplantae; Streptophyta; Magnoliopsida; Malvales; Malvaceae. The transcript has 10 exons. Gene Ontology annotation, cellular component: elongator holoenzyme complex. Bases 163 to 2682 code for a protein of 839 amino acids. Gene Ontology annotation, molecular function: protein binding.